This is a messenger RNA of Rhodamnia argentea, 971 nucleotides long. Its product is annotated as probable aquaporin PIP2-2. Gene Ontology annotation, biological process: transmembrane transport. Bases 105 to 971 code for a protein of 288 amino acids. Gene Ontology annotation, molecular function: water channel activity. NCBI's taxonomy places the organism in Eukaryota, Viridiplantae, Streptophyta, Magnoliopsida, Myrtales, Myrtaceae. Gene Ontology annotation, cellular component: plasma membrane. The record is from RefSeq and is a predicted model, not a curated record. The transcript has 4 exons.
UGCCGACAGUCACUCAUCCCUUUGCUUCUUGACUGAUCAGCAACAACCACACUCUCUAGGAUUCCCGUUCUGGGAAAGUUAAAGGAAAAAGGGAUUCUAAGGGAAUGGCCAAGGGCGUCGAGGUCGUCGAGCAACACGGGGAGUUCCACGCCAAGGACUACCGAGACCCGCCGCCGGCGCCGCUGGUGGACGCGGAGGAGCUCGUCAAGUGGUCCUUCUACCGGGCCAUCAUCGCCGAGUUCGUCGCCACGCUCCUCUUCCUCUACAUCACCGUGCUGACGGUGAUCGGGUACAACAGCCAGAUCGACCGGGCCCACAACGGGGACGAUUGCAGCGGCGUCGGCGUUCUCGGCAUCGCCUGGGCCUUCGGCGGCAUGAUCUUCGUCCUCGUCUACUGCACCGCCGGCAUUUCUGGGGGGCACAUAAACCCGGCGGUGACGUUCGGGCUGUUCCUGGCGAGGAAGGUGUCGCUGUUGCGGGCCAUCCUCUACAUGGUGGCGCAGUGCCUGGGCGCGGUGUGCGGGUGCGGCCUCGUGAAGGCGUUCCAGAGGGCCUACUACGAGCGGUACGGCGGCGGGGCCAACACGCUCAAGGACGGCUACAGCAAGGGCACUGGGCUGGGCGCCGAGAUCAUCGGCACCUUCGUCCUCGUCUACACCGUCCUCUCCGCCACCGAUCCCAAGAGGAGGGCUCGGGACUCGCACGUCCCCGUGUUGGCGCCCCUGCCCAUCGGAUUCGCGGUGUUCGUGGUCCACCUCGCCACGAUCCCGGUCACCGGCACGGGCAUCAACCCGGCCCGGAGCUUCGGGGCCGCGAUGAUUUACGGCAAGGAGAAGGCGUGGGAUGACCAAUGGAUGUUCUGGGUGGGGCCAUUACUCGGAGCGGCCAUUGCAACCUUCUUCCACCAGCACAUCCUGAGAGCCGCAGGUAUCAAGGCUCUGGGUUCCUUCAUGAGCUCUUCCAUCUUGUAA